UCUCGUUCGCAUACCGUGCCGCAAAUAUAUAAAGGCUAUCUCGUUCGAGGGUUUGAGACAAGUUCGUUCCGAGUCUAUCCACAAGGCGCCCACUCUACCCUCUAGCCUAUCCUCUAGUCUUUCCAGUGGACCCCUAGUUCCCGAGCUCUUUUUUAUACCCACUUGAUUAUUCCUCUUAAGCGCCACUUACAUCGAAAGCACCCUCUCUGCUUUCUCCCGAGCCCAGUUCGACACCAAACACCAGAAAUAUCGAGACAUUACCCAACAACAUGGGGUCCGAAUACAUCCCUCCGAUCCGCCUAGCGAUCCUCGAAGCCGAUACCCCGGUUCCCGGUAUCCAAAGCAAAUUUGGGUCGUACGGCGGGGUAUUCGAAUACCUAUUCGCGCGCGGAUGCAAGUCCUUCAAGCCGCCCGUUCCGCUUUCGGCCGUCCUAAAGUUGUCCUAUCACGACGUAGUCCACGACCCUACCUCCUACCCCGACCUCAACACAAUCGACGCGAUCCUGAUCUCUGGGUCUAAACAUAAUGCCUUCGACCAAGAUCCUUGGAUUCUAGAGCUAGUCAAAUAUACAAGAAAAUGUCUUGAUAGCGGUCGUGUUCGUGUUAUCGGCGUCUGUUUUGGCCACCAGAUCGUUGGUCUUGCCAUGGGUACUCCUGUCGGGACGAAUCUUCGUGGUUGGGAGCUUAGUGUUGUCGAACAUAACCUCACUGAGGAGGGCAAGAAGUUUUUUGGCCUCGAGAAGCUUUCAAUCCACCAAAUGCAUCGCGAUAUCGUCCAUAAGUUGCCACCCGGUGUAAUAGCCCUCGCAAGCACAGACAUAUGUCCCGUGCAAGCCAUGUAUGCCCCGCGGCGCCUCAUCACGGUGCAAGGGCACCCCGAGUUCACUAAGGACAUGGUGGGCGAAAUUCUCCAAAGGCGUUACGACGGCGGCAUCCUCAGCCCGGACAUCUAUAAGGACGGUAUGCGUCGUGUGGGCAACGAACACGACGGUGUUGCUGUCGCUAGGGCCUUUAUAAGAUUCUUGCGCGAGUAAGCGAUAACCCUUUCAAAAAAAAUAAAUGAGAAAUUUUUGGAAAUUCAGACAUAAAUAAGAACAGUAACGCGGGGAUGUGGUUGAAGAAGAGAGUCCACAUACAUCACUAUAUCAUAUCGCAAUCCGAUAUGAAUAUCGAAGG
Molecule: messenger RNA, 1176 nt
Organism: Hypoxylon trugodes
Lineage: Eukaryota; Fungi; Ascomycota; Sordariomycetes; Xylariales; Hypoxylaceae
Product: class I glutamine amidotransferase-like protein
Exons: 2
Coding region: 270-1034 (254 amino acids)
Cellular component (GO): nucleus; cytosol
Source: RefSeq, a predicted model, not a curated record